UCUCUCUAUGUAAUGACGUAUCUUUAAUUUGUAAUUUCUACACAGUGAAUUGUAAUGGUUUAUCGAUACGUAUUCAAUAUUAAAUAGCACAGAGAUUAGUUUAUAAUAUUGAAACUAUUUGUCGCGUGUAAUGUUUGCAAAAAGUUAUUGUUAUCGUCCUAUAAUUGAUUGAGAAUAUUGCUAUUGACCCAUACAUGCCUAUUGUUGUAACAUAAUGGCCAAAAGCAAAGUUACUGGAGCUACGAGUAGGCUGAAACAAGAUUAUCUAAGGCUGAAAAACGACCCUGUUCCAUAUGUGACUGCAGAACCAGUACCAUCAAACAUAUUAGAAUGGCAUUACGUAGUAAAAGGCCCCGAGAAGAGUCCGUAUGAGGGAGGAUAUUAUCAUGGAAAAAUUAUGUUCCCGAGAGAGUUUCCUUUCAAGCCACCAUCUAUUUAUAUGAUUACGCCUAAUGGGCGCUUCAAGACUAACACCAAAUUGUGCCUUAGCAUUACCGAUUUCCAUCCUGACACUUGGAAUCCAGCUUGGUCUAUUUCGACUAUACUCACUGGUCUGCUUAGUUUUAUGUUGGAAAAAACGCCAACAUUAGGCUCAAUCGAAACAUCCGACUAUCAAAAACGGUGCUUGGCAGCAGAAUCUCUAGAAAUUAAUCUCAAAAAUAAAAUGUUUUGUGAAUUAUUCCCUGAAUAUGUGCAGGAGAUUGAAGAGCUUUUGAAACAACGUCAAGAAGCACUCCUACAAUCAGAGCACGCCAACGGCAGCAGUGAAAGUGAAGUGACUAAUGAGCAACAGUCCAAUAUGCACUACAUCUUAACAAACUUAUUUGUGCUUGUGGGUUUUGUGUUUCUUGCAUUUAUGGUAAAACAUGUCCUAGCAUCUAUUUCCAAUGACUAAGCAAUAAAUUUGGUUAGCCAGAGUGUAAAUAUUGUAAUUUAUUGGGUAAUGAUUAGUUAUAGUAAACUGGGUUGGGUUGCCAGGCAAAUUUUCACUUCUCUUCUAAAUUAUUCCAAUUUCUAGUAAGUAACUUAGGUACAUAGGCUUUUGAUUAAAUAUAUGUUUUGUACCUAAUACUGAGAGUAUUUAGAGUUACCAUUGAAAGAAAUGCAAUAUUAUUAUCAGUAGAAUGCUUUUUACAAUACAAUUUUAUAAUUUAUGAAUGCAAAAUUAUUAUAUUGUGUGUAAAGCUGUGAUAGUGAAACAGAAUUAAAAAUUCCAUUACAAUAGUUAACAAAUUAUUUAUUGAUCAUAAAUGUAUAACAAAUGUUAAUAUUUAUUUUAUUGAAUACAAACAGUAUUGUUUCAUUACCUUAUUAUUAUUGAUAAAAAUCUUAUAAGAUAAUAUAAGCUUUUGUUUUAUUGUGAGCUUACAUUUAUGCCAAUCUUAUGAGCACAAAAGUACCAAGCUGAUUUUUGUUUUAUACUUGACUAAUUUGAAUGUAAGUUUAUAUUAUACAACUUGAAUUCCCUAUGUAUGCAUUAAAAAAAAUAUAUUGUGAUGAAUGCUAAGCAAUAAUUAUUGUAAAAUUGCUUUAGGUAAUAAAUAAUCACAUGAAAAAUCCACUUUAUAUGCAUAAAAAUUGAUAUUUCUUGCAAAUAAUGCAUAUUUAAUAUUACAAUAUCUAAUAAUUCAUUGAUAAUUAAUCAUUUCAGACUUCAAUUUGGAAGCAAUUAAUGUAUUGUGUAAGUCAACAAAAGAAAUACUUAGAUUCUGCUUGAAAUGCAACCAUAUAGUAAUAAAUAAAGAAUAGUACUGAUUUAAAUUGUAAGAGGAUAUUACACUUGUAUUUUAUAACUUAUUGGUUACAUACAAAUUUUUCACUAUAGAGCACAGCAAUAAUAUCUGACUAGUUUUAAAGGCAAUAGUUGAUAAUGUAGGUUCUGCAUGGAUGGAUUUUUGUGUGAUCAAGUGUUAUGUUUUCAUUGUAAUAAGUUGAUGAAAUAGUAAAUGCUAUUUUUACA
Colias croceus (clouded yellow) is the source of this 1960-nucleotide messenger RNA. RefSeq names its product ubiquitin-conjugating enzyme E2 J2-like. The transcript has a single exon. Lineage: Eukaryota; Metazoa; Arthropoda; Insecta; Lepidoptera; Pieridae. The coding region runs from base 215 to 895 and encodes 226 amino acids. The record is from RefSeq and is a predicted model, not a curated record.